This is a messenger RNA of Mauremys mutica (yellowpond turtle), 1873 nucleotides long. It is a transcript of the gene PLD5, whose product is annotated as phospholipase D family member 5. NCBI's taxonomy places the organism in Eukaryota, Metazoa, Chordata, Testudines, Geoemydidae. Bases 107 to 1735 code for a protein of 542 amino acids. The record is from RefSeq and is a predicted model, not a curated record. The transcript is spliced from 12 exons. Gene Ontology annotation, molecular function: catalytic activity.
CCCUCCCUUCUGAAUUAUUUCUCCUCUUCCCCCCCCCCCCAACCUGGUGCCUCCUAAUUCCUUGGUUUCCUCUGGUUUUCCUUGGACUCCGCCUUGUCAUGUCAAGAUGGAAGUCAGGCAUGACUGGCUCGCCUCUUCCCCCCACGAGGGCUUCGAGCAGCUGAGGCUGAAGAGCCGCCCCAAAGAGCCAUCCCCGAGCCUCCCCAGAGUAGGUGCCAACUUCUACAGCACUGUCAAGCAGCAGGACUUCAGUGCCAGUGUCUGGCUGAGGAGGAAAGACCAACUGGAGCAUUCCCAGCAAAAAUGCAUUGUGAUCUUUGCACUGGUGUGCUGCUUUGCGAUUCUGGUUGCACUGAUAUUUUCUGCAGUGGAUAUAAUGGGAGAAGAUGAGGAUGGACUCUCAGAAAAGAAUUGUCAAAAUAACUGUCGGGUUGCCCUUGUGGAAAACAUUCCUGAAGGUAUAAACUAUUCAGACAGUGCACCGUCCCACUUGUCUCUUUUCCAAGGCUGGAUGAAUUUGCUUAAUAUGGCUGAAAAGUCUGUUGACAUAGUAUCUUCCCAUUGGGACCUCCAUCACAGUCAUCCAUCUGCAUGUCAGGGUCAGCAUCUUUUUGAAAAAUUGCUAGAACUGGUAUCUCGAAAUAUUGAAAUAAAACUAGUGAGCGAUAUACUGCCCACCGAAUCAAAGGUAUUAAACGACUUGAAAACAAAGGGGAAGAGUGAAACAGGAUCCUGUGCUGAGGUGGCCAACAGAAUGGGGGGUGCAGAAGUGCUGUAUAUGAAUAUGACUGCUUAUAAUGAAGGUCGCCUUCAAUCAUCAUUCUGGAUUGUUGAUAAACAGCAUGUAUACAUUGGAAGUGCCAGCUUAGACUGGAGGUCAUUGGGACAGAUGAAAGAACUUGGUGUCAUUGUGUACAACUGCAGCUGCCUCGUCCUAGAUUUACAAAGGAUAUUUGCCUUGUAUAGCUCAUUAAAAUACAAGAAUAAAGUGCCUCCAAGUUGGUCUAAGAGAUUGUAUGGCGUAUAUGAUACACAAAAUAAACUGACGCUGCAGCUGAAUGAGACAAAAUCAGAAGUCUUUGUGUCGAAUUCUCCCAAACUCUUUUGUCCAAAAGACAGAGUCUUGGAUAUUGAAGCUAUCUACAACGUUAUAGAUGAUGCCAAACAGUUUGUUUAUAUAGCUGUCAUGGAUUACCUCCCUAUUGUCUUUGACACAAAUGCUAAAAGGUACUGGCCAUAUUUGGAUGGGAAGAUAAGAGAAGCACUAGUGUUACGAAAUAUUAAAGUCCGGCUCCUCAUAAGUUUCUCAAAAGACACAGAUCCCCUUACAUUUAACUUUGUUUCAUCUCUUAAAGCUAUUUGCACUGAGGUUCCCAGCUGUAGUUUAAAAGUUAAAUUUUUUGAUCUUGAAGAGGAGAAUGCUUGCUUUCUCAAAGAACAAAAAAAUACUUCCCUUCCCAAAUUAAACCGGAAUAAAUAUAUGGUGACUGAUGGAGCUGCUUAUAUUGGUAAUUUUGACUGGGUGGGAAAUGAUUUUACUCAAAAUGCAGGAGCUGGCCUCGUUAUCAACCAAGCAGACGUGGGGAACAACACAAGCAUCGUUAAGCAACUUAAAGCCGUGUUUGAAAGGGACUGGUAUUCACACUAUGCCAAAAGUUUGCAACCAACAAAAAUCCCAAACUGCUUAAACUACAAACUUAACAAAGCAGUGGCAAAUAAGACUGCCAUGAAUUAAAAAGACUAUUUUACUGUAUGAUGAAUGAAGAAAUACAUCAGGGCUGCUGUAACCCUAUUUCAUAUUUACAGAUAAGACUUAAAAAAAAGGCAAAAAACAAUUUUUUUAUUUUUAUUUUUAUUUUUUUUUUAGGAAAAA